UGAACAUUCAGCGAGAGGGGCUGAGGACCAGUACCACUGCGCCACCGCUGACACUGCGCUAGUUGGAAAAUAUUUAUUAAGAUUUGAGAAAAAAACACCAGACUUCGUCCGUCCGAGCACACCAGUCCAUUCUUCGAGGAGAAUACGUCUGGAAGAGAUUGCAAUGCUUCAAACAAGGGACCUCAUCUGGGCUCUGCUCUUCUUUGGCUAUGCAGCCUCGCUGCAGGUGCAGAUCAUGCCCAAUCAGGGGGAAAUCAGUGUGGGGGAGUCCAAGUUCUUCAUGUGCGAAGUGGUGGGCGAUGCCAAGGAGAUCUCGUGGUUUGGACCGCGGGGCGACAAGAUCCUGGCGGGCCGGCCGGACAUCACCGUGACCAUGAUGGACGAGUCGGCCUCCACGCUCACCAUCUACAACGCCAACGUGGACAACGCCGGCAUCUACAAGUGCAUCGCCUCGGCCGACGGGGAACAGGACGCAGAGGCCAGCGUCAACGUCAAGAUCUUCCAGCGCAUCACCUUUGAGAAUGUUCCGUCGCCUCAGGAGUUUAACGAGGGUGAUGACGCCACCAUCGUGUGUGACGUGGUCAGCUCGCCUCCCGCCACCAUCAUCUGGAAGUACCGCAACAAGGCCAUUCAGAUGGAGAAGGAUGUUCGCUUCAAGUUGCUGGCAAACAACCACCUGUCCAUCCGGGGCAUCAAGAAGACGGAUGAGGGCAUGUACACGUGUGAGGCUCGCAUCAUGGCUCGCGGGGAGGUCGACCUCAAGCUCAUCCAGGUGGUCAUUAAUGUCCUGCCCAGUAUCCGUACUCGUCAGUCGGAGUUGAAUGCCACGGCGGACAUCGGCAAGUCUGCGACGCUGGCGUGUGAUGCUGACGGCUUCCCUGAGCCCACUGUCACCUGGGCGCGUGAUGGCGUGCUGCUGGAGGAGAGUGAGAAGUACUCGUUCCAGGACGAGGGCUCGGAGCUGGUCAUCAACGACGUGAAGAAGGUGGACGAGGGCGACUACAGCUGCAUCGCCACCAACAAGGCCGGCAGGAAGCAGGAGGACGUCAGCCUCAAUGUGUUUGUCCAGCCCAAGAUCACCUUCCUGGAGAACCAGUCGGCGACGGAGUUCGACCCCCAGGUCAUGCUGACGUGCGAGGCCACAGGAGACCCCACACCCUCCAUCGUCUGGAGCUUCGGACGCCGCGUCUUCGAGGAGGGAGAUCAGAGUCUGGAUGGUAAUGUGGUAGUGCGGAGUGAUGCUCGCGUCUCCUCCCUGACGCUGAAGUAUGUGCAGUUCACCGACGCCGGCCAGUACGUUUGCACUGCCAGCAACGUCAUUGGACAGGACUUAAAGAGCAUGUUCCUGGAAGUCAGUUACGCUCCUAAGAUCCAGGGCCCGGUGGCGGUGUACUCGUGGCCGGGUAACCCGGUGAACAUCACCUGUGAGGUGGUGGCCCACCCCGUGGCCUCUGUGGUCUGGUACAGCGACGGACAGCCGCUACCCUCCCCCAACAACACUCACAUCAAGAUAUUCAACACGCCUGCUGCAAGCUACCUAGAGGUGGUGCCAUCUGAGACUGACUUCGGGAGCUACAACUGCACGGCCUCAAACGGCAUGGGCAGGGAGUCCAAAGAGUUCCUGCUCAUCGAAGCAGACCUGCCGUCCAUGCCAUCCAUCGAGCGCGUGGAGCCCUACUCCAGCACCAUGGUGGUGGAGUUCGACGAGCCCGACUCCAGCGGCGGCGUGCCCGUGCUCAGGUACCGGGCCGAGUGGAGGGCCGGCGGCGCCGAGUGGAUCAGCGAGGAGUACACCGUGGACGAGAUCAGCGGGUUGAACCAGAUCACCAUCCAGGGCCUGAAGCCAGACACGGUGUACGAGCUGCGGCUGACGGCCAUCAACGGCAAGGGAGCAGGGGAGAGUAGCCCUGUGGAGACCUUCAAGACACAGACUGUCCGUGAACCCAACCCUCCCAAGCUGGAUGAGAAGGUCACGAAGAAGGGUGACUCGGUGAAGGUGUACUGGAUCAAGCAGGACGAUGGCGGAUCCCCCAUCACGCAUUACCUCGUGCGCUACAAGUCUAAGUCAGGCGAAUGGCGCCCGGAGAUCCGCAUGCCCCGCUCCAGCGAGUACGUGCUGCUGAACGGACUGGAGUGGGACACGGAGUACGAGAUCUACGUGGUGGCUCAGAACCUGCAGGGCAAGUCCGAGGCCAGUUUCAUGACCUUCCGGACCUUGCCCGAGCCCACCACUGUCCCAGGUGGUGAGGGCACGGUGGCGGAGAGCUCGGGCGGCCUGGGCACGGGGGCCAUCGUGGGCAUCCUGGUGGUGGUGUUCCUGCUGCUGCUGGCGGGCGUGGACGUCACCUGCUACUUCCUGAACCACUGCGGCCUGCUCAAGUGCAUCGAGGACAACCUGUGCGGCGGCGGCAAGGGCGGAGCCGGAGGCAAGGCCAAGGACCUGGAGGAGGGCAAGGCCGCCUUCACCAGUAAGGAUGAGUCCAAGGAGCCCAUUGUGGAGGUGAGGACAGAGGAGGAGCGCACCCCCAACCACGAAGGAGGGGGCUCCCCUGAACCCAACGAGACCACCCCCCUCACCGACCCAGAUGGGAAGACUGUGACAGCGGAGGACAAGAGCAAAGUGGAGGAGACCAAGACAGCCGACCCCAAGGCCACCUCCCCGUCGGAGGUGACCGCCAUCCCCAACGAGGCGCCGCAGGCCAAUGGGAACGAGAGCAAAGCGUGAUGAGGAUCGCCCACCUGUCACCACAGCAGCCAAUCCCAUUCCCCCAGACACCACCCUCUGACACCAACAUACACCCAACCGCCCACCCACCCAACAAACAAGACACCCCCUCUUACAGUACAACCAAACAUCUUCUAGUAGAGUAAGAUACUUCAAGCCAGUGCAUUUCCUGGAUCCAUGUGAUGUCAGGUGAACGCCCCUUUAGGAGACCUUCGGUUAGGAGACCUUUGGAGACUCAAGGUUGUGAAUGAAUGGAGUUUCCUUGGCGCUCUAGAUGGCGGUAGGGCACAUCUUAUGCAAGCCAUCACCAAAUCCCACAGAAGGAGAAGGAGUAGGGGCCAACACCCUCUUAGGAGACCAAACUUGAGCGCACUCCUUUGCAUUGGGUGCGGCAGGGUUUGAAUGAUCUUACUCUACUAGAAGAUGUUUGGGACAACCAUUUAAUGCAAUGCCAUGACGACAACCCCAAACCCCACAAUGGUUCUAAAGCUCUGCGUUCCAGAGAAAUAAAAUGAAAAAUGUAAAAAAUAGGGUUUUGAGUCUCCUGCGAGAGACUACUCUGGGAAUAGAGGAGAGUGUGUAGAUUAGUGGGACGCAUCCAACCCUGCGCACACACACACCACUGUAGUUUUUCUAUUUUAUUUUUACGUCCCUUUUUCGUGUCGCUUCGGUCAACGCGCUUACAGGCCUUCACCGAGAGUGGGCCUUCUAUUUGAUACCUUUAAGGUUUUCCUGUGGCUUUCUUCACAAACACACGCUGACACACAUGCUCUUGCAAAAGAUGUGUGUCCACCAAUGUUCACAGCAUGUGUGUGUUGAAACAUCACAAUCUCAGAAUAAGUAGAAAACUUAUGGGGACUUGUAGCUUUACACCUAGACAAUGCCUUUAUAUUGUACACAUUACACGCAAAAAAACACAAGAAUCUCAAUGCAACAGCCUGCUUCUCACGUGCGAAACUUCGUAAUUAUUUUCACUUUCCAAUGUAUUUUUGUUUGAUUGUUUUAAUUUUAAUUUGUUUUAAUUUCUGGAAGACAUUUGUAAUAUUCUUUUAUGUUCAAAUAAUGUACAAAAGUAACUGCCUCUUUAUCGUAUUAUUAUGUUUGAUGUCCUAGUGUUGUGCGUAGCGUUAGCAUGCUAGCAUGCCUUACUGCUUUAAGCUGCCAGUCUUUUAUCUCUCUCUUCCUUUCUCCUCUCUCUCUCUCUCUCUCUCUCUCUCUCUCUCUCUCUCUCUCUCUCUCUCUCUCUCUCUCUCUCUCUCUCUCUCUCUCUCUCUAUCACUGUCUCUCUUCAUUCUUUAGCUUGUGAAUGUUUACAGCGUCCUUCUCCUUUUUUAAAGUUUAGCCUCACCGCGGCUGAGCGCUCCUUUUCUAGUCUUUACAAAGGAUGAAAAAAGAAACAAAAAAGCUAAAACAAAUGAAGACACGACAGAAUGGCAACGUCUCAUUCUUCAGGAGAGCAGGAGAAGAGGGUUUAGGGUCAAGAAAAAAAACUUUACCACUGAAAGAAGAGUUCUAUUUUUAUUUUUCCUACUAGAGUAACUAGUGUAUGUAUUCCUCUGAUCCACGCCCCCUAGUGGCAACUGUGUCUCAUAGCCACUGUCAUCAUGUAGACGACUUCUUUGUUCACUCCACUGUUACAUUUUAUUCAUUUGGUUUGUUUAUUUUUACAUUUGACAGACUCUUCACAAAGCAUUUCCUUUCCGCCGUCACACCCCCUGCUGCGUCUUUGUAAGCGGGUUUUCGCUGGUGGCUUUGUGUGUGUGUGUGUGUGUGUGUGUGUGUGUGUGUGUGUGUGUGUGUGUGUGUGUGUGUGUGUGUGUUUGUGUGUGUGUGUGUGUGUGUGUGUGUGUGUGUGUGUG
Molecule: messenger RNA, 4584 nt
Organism: Engraulis encrasicolus (European anchovy)
Lineage: Eukaryota; Metazoa; Chordata; Actinopteri; Clupeiformes; Engraulidae
Product: neural cell adhesion molecule 1-like
Exons: 18
Coding region: 164-2725 (853 amino acids)
Biological process (GO): cell adhesion
Cellular component (GO): membrane
Molecular function (GO): protein binding
Source: RefSeq, a predicted model, not a curated record